AUGGCGAUCAGAGCCGGUGCGGACGCAGCGCGACGGCCGCCGAGGGACCGACCGCUGCACCAGUUCACACAGAACUUCCUGACUACGCUGAACGCGAUCAAUGCGAACUACUACCGCAAGCACAACCCCAAGCCAACCGAUGGAUCGCUUACGAAGAAGGAGAAGACGAAGAAGACACUGAAGACGAGUGUGCCAGCGAAUUACGUUUUCUCCGAGACGGGCGACGAGACGUUUCACAACGGCCGCUACCUCGUGCGCGGUCGGAAACUUGGCGCGGGAUCUUUUGGACAAGUUGUGGAAGCUCAGGACCUGGUGACGAACAAGGUCGUGGCCAUCAAGAUUGUGCAGAAGAAGCAGCAGUACACGGACCAGGCACAGAUUGAAAUCAGCAUCCUCCAGCGGCUGCACCGUCCGCAGCAACUCGAUGCAACGAACCACAUUGUGAGGCUGGUGGACGCGUUUAUGCACGAGGAGCACCAGUGUCUGGUGUUCGAGCGGCUGGGACCGAAUCUCUUCGACGUUCUGCGCGGCACCAACUUCAAUGGUAUUAGUCUUAAGCUACUGAGGAAGUUUACGCGGCAGAUCUUGAAAGCGCUGGAGUACAUGCGACACCCAAAUUUGAGCGUGAUCCAUUGCGACCUCAAGCCAGAGAACAUUUUGCUGGUUUCGCACGGUCAUAGCUCUCUCAAGCUCAUUGACUUCGGCAGCUCGUGUCUUUCGCAGAACCAGAUCCACCGGUAUACGCAAAGUCGCUUUUACCGCGCGCCGGAAGUGUUGCUGGGCAUGCGAUACACUGCCGCGAUUGACAUGUGGAGCCUUGGCUGCAUCUUGGUUGAGAUGCAUACGGGUAAACCUUUGUUCUGCGGCUACGACUCGGUAGACCAGCUCCACCGAAUUAUCAACGUGCUCGGCAUGCCGCCGCGUGAGCUGCUAAACCGGGCAAAUCCCCGGUACCGGAGCGUCUACUUUGACGAAAUCGUGAUUUGCGAAGGCGACGUCAAGUGCGUUGACUAUCGUCUGAGAGUGCACAAGGUCGUGCCGCCGAAGGGCAUUGACGUGAUACCUGAAACGUGCAAGACCUUGGCUGAGAUUCUUGCGAGUGCUGACAAGUAUGGGACGCCGAACCACGGUCCAGAGCAGUAUCCAGCGUUCCAUGACCUCGUUUUGCGCAUGCUCGACUUUAACCCAGAUACACGAAUCACGCCGACCGAGGCAUUGCAGCACCCGUUUCUGAUGGGCAUGCGUCCGAUGCAGCUAGAUGAACCGACGGAGGCGGGUGGACACAGCUGCGGUAGACAAAUGACACCGGCCGAGGCGCUGCAGCACUCACUACUGACGAACAUGCGCCCGAUGAAAUUAGAUGAACCGAUGGAGGCGCCAGCGGCACAGGGGGAGCUCAAAUUCAGGCGGGCAUCCGCGAUGCACGAUAUUCGUGGUCGCAACGCCGAACCGCUAACCCGUGCGAAGAAGCGCCGCUUCGUUGGCAAGCCGGCGAAUGAGUCAUGA
Molecule: messenger RNA, 1506 nt
Organism: Hyaloperonospora brassicae
Lineage: Eukaryota; Oomycota; Peronosporomycetes; Peronosporales; Peronosporaceae
Source: the annotation of a GenBank genome assembly